This is a messenger RNA of Syngnathoides biaculeatus (alligator pipefish), 554 nucleotides long. RefSeq names its product ribosomal protein S20 (gene rps20). The record is from RefSeq and is a predicted model, not a curated record. Gene Ontology annotation, molecular function: RNA binding; structural constituent of ribosome. The coding region runs from base 157 to 516 and encodes 119 amino acids. Lineage: Eukaryota; Metazoa; Chordata; Actinopteri; Syngnathiformes; Syngnathidae. Gene Ontology annotation, biological process: translation. Gene Ontology annotation, cellular component: cytosolic small ribosomal subunit; ribosome. The transcript is spliced from 4 exons.
GCAGAAAGAACCCGGAUGACCACUACAUAUACAGGAACCAGGCCCUUGUUAGCUCUCUUUUCUUGAACGCAAGCUAACCACGUUGUUGGCGGCUUUUCCUGGCUCACCGCUGUUCGCUUGAAUUUCUUCCGAAUAAGUCGGUCAGGAAUUAUCACAAUGGCUUUCAAGGACUCUGGGAAGGCACCCGGUGAGACUGAGGUGGCAAUUCACCGCAUCCGCAUUACCCUCACCAGCCGUAAUGUCAAGUCUCUGGAGAAAGUCUGUGCCGACUUGAUCCGCGGUGCAAAGGAGAAGAACCUGAAGGUGAAGGGACCGGUCCGGAUGCCAACCAAGACCCUGCGCAUCACCACCAGAAAGACCCCCUGCGGCGAAGGCUCCAAAACCUGGGAUCGCUUCCAGAUGCGGAUCCACAAACGCCUGAUUGAUCUGCACAGCCCGUCUGAAAUUGUCAAGCAGAUCACCUCCAUCAGCAUCGAGCCGGGUGUAGAGGUCGAAGUUACCAUUGCUGAUGCGUAAAUAAGCACUGAUGCAAUAAAGAAUGCUAAAGGAAAUGA